UUUUUUAUAUAAAUCUUUGACACUGAUAGUUUCGCCAUUAAAAGCUUUCACGGUUUGUGUCCCACGAAAAUCCCACCUUCGCCAACCCAGAAGUUUUCUCUUUUUGUUCUUAUAUAAACUGUCUCUUUGCUUUACUGGGAAACUCGAGUUUUUAGCAAUGGGUAAACAAGGAAGAAGAAUGAAGAUGGUUGCUCUGUUUUUGGUUGUUCUGUUUCAAUGUAAAUUCUUGGCUGUUGCAAUUUUAGACCCACUUGAUUUUUUGGCUUUACAGUCCAUUAGGAAGUCUCUACGUGAUUUGCCCGGCUCUAAUUUCUUUGCUUCGUGGGAUUUUACCUCUGAUCCUUGUAACUUCGCCGGAGUUUACUGCGAUUCCGAUAAAGUAAUAGCUCUUAAUCUGGGUGACCCGCGUGCUGGUUCUCCGGGUUUAACUGGAAGAAUAGACGCUUCCAUUGGGAAACUAUCAGCUCUCGCCGAGUUAUCUAUUGUUCCGGGUCGGAUCUAUGGAUCGUUGCCGCAGUCGAUCUCGCAAUUGAAGGAGCUUCGAUUUGUAGCGUUCAGUCGGAAUUUCAUCUCCGGGGAUAUUCCGGCCACUCUCGGCCAAUUGAGAAGUCUUAAAACGCUUGAUCUCAGCUAUAAUCAGCUCACCGGAGAAAUCCCUCGCUCCAUUGGAACCUUGCCGGAGCUUACCAACGUUAUUCUCUGUCACAACCACCUCUCUGGUUCGGUCCCUCCAUUUCUCUCCCAAGUCUUAUCCCGGCUGGACCUCAAACACAAUGCACUCACCGGUUCGCUCGCUCCCGACUCUCUCCCUCCUUCGCUCCAGUCCCUCUCCCUCUCCUGGAACCAGCUGACCGGACCGGUGGACAAGGUCCUAUCCCGGCUUGAUCAGUUAAGCUACCUAGAUUUAAGUUUAAACCAGUUCACCGGUGCCAUCCCCGGCCGUCUGUUCUCGUUUCCCAUUACGAACCUCCAGUUGCAAAGAAACUUGUUUUCCGGUUCAGUCCAACCAGCUGAUCAAGUGACAAUCUCGACCAUUGAUCUAAGUCACAACAGGCUGUCGGGUCAGAUAUCACCAAUGUUCUCGACGGUACAGAACCUUUACCUGAAUAACAACCGUUUCACCGGUCAGAUCCCGGCCAGCAUUGUGGACCAGUUAUUAGCCGGCGACAUACAAAUACUUUACUUGCAGCAUAACUAUUUGACGGGGAUAGAGAUUAAUCCGACGGCUGAUAUUCCUGUAAGCAGUUCGAUGUGUCUACAGUAUAAUUGCAUGGUGCCACCCGUACAGACGCCGUGCCCGUUGAAUGCCGGGAACGGGAAGACUAGGCCUACUGUCCAGUGUAACGAAUGGAAGGGGUAGAUUGGUAACUUUCACGAACUUUUGGGAUGUUUGUAAAAUAAUACAAGAGGAGUUGAGAGAAUCUUUUUAAGAAGGAAUGGGCAUUCGG
This is a messenger RNA of Hibiscus syriacus, 1448 nucleotides long. Its product is annotated as probably inactive leucine-rich repeat receptor-like protein kinase IMK2. Bases 158 to 1360 code for a protein of 400 amino acids. The record is from RefSeq and is a predicted model, not a curated record. Gene Ontology annotation, molecular function: protein binding. The transcript has a single exon. Lineage: Eukaryota; Viridiplantae; Streptophyta; Magnoliopsida; Malvales; Malvaceae.